Messenger RNA from Postia placenta MAD-698-R-SB12, 1513 nucleotides. RefSeq lists its product as hypothetical. The transcript is spliced from 6 exons. Lineage: Eukaryota; Fungi; Basidiomycota; Agaricomycetes; Polyporales; Adustoporiaceae. Bases 143 to 1513 code for a protein of 456 amino acids. The record is from RefSeq and is a predicted model, not a curated record.
CCCGCUCACAAGACCGUAUAUUGCCCCUCUAUGUCUAGGUUGCUUUGCGACCAACAGGGGCUUCUAGACCGCCACCCGCCACCCAGAUGUCUGCGCAAUAAAUACGUUGCUUAGGGUGCAACCCCUCGUUUCGCAUAGUACGAUGUCCACCCGUUCUAUUAUAACAACAUUCCAAGCUCUUUUUGUCGUCGAACUCUUCUUCCACGCGCAAACUGGCAUACCUGGGCUUACACUCCUGCUUUACGGUAAUACUCGGCACUUCUCGAAGCUGAGGCAGGUAGAUCUCCUCAAGGGAGGAGGGUUUCCCACAGGGCACGAUGAACACAAGCACGAUGGACGCUGCGAUCACCAGCAAGUUGCUGCGUAUAGGCGCAGGGAUACCUCGUGUGGCACAGAUGACCAGCCUUCAAUGUCUCCACGCUGCCUCGACGCGGUUUACAGGCCACAUCUGACCACAAUAUGCGAGGUACUUGAAGACGAUGUGGAUACACACUACACAAACAGUAGCCAGGAUGGCUUCCACGAGAUGCCCAACGAUCUAAUUACGGAAUCCUCUGCUUCGCCACCGGACUUAGAGACAUUCUCUGAGCGGAAUGCAAGUCAAGAUGUACUGCUGCAAUACCAACUGGACCGUCGCAGUCUGAUCAUCGACUCUGCGAACCCGGCAUUAGCACCUCAUAUAGUCAUCACGCCACCAGAUUCUGAAGAUGCUUGGGAUCUGUACUGGGCCUCCUGGCAGAACAGAAUCGGCAUCCAGGAUACCAGCUUUCUAGGUGUGCCUCUCGUGGACGAAUGGCCUAGUUCUCUGGCAUCCCUACCCCCACUGUUGGGCGUGGAGCCCGAGUCUACUAUACCGACGCCACAGUCACUACCUGCAGCCGUCGUGGUACAAGCGGCUGCGUCAGUGGCACUGUCUUUCCAUGUCCGUUGGAGAGAUCCUGCUUUCCGACUGCGCUUUGAAAGACCGUUUCACUGGACAGAUGCCGCGGAGCCCCUUCUAUCAUUCUUCUCCCAAACACUGGGAGCGACAGUUAUAGACACUGUCACGCCAUGUACAACACCCCACAUCGUGAUUGAAGAACCCGCCCCAGAACAAUGCUGGGCGCUGUACCACAACUCCGUCCCCAACCCGCAAGACGUCGGCUUUGGACACUACCUCACCGUGCCUUCUUCAUUCGUAAACUACGUAAACGCCCAGCCCGACCCGUUCGAAGAAGCCGCCGACGCUGGCAUGGAGGAUGUUGAUUCCUCGAGUGCGCAGGACAGUGGGGGUCCGCCGACACCUAAUUCGGUCGGUCCGAAUGACGUCGACCUGGUGAUGUCUUCAGAGCACGCUGUCGUGACGCGCGAAGACGAAUCCGAGGAUGUCUGUCACGCUGAUGUUGUGGCGGACACUAUGCCUUAUUCGUAUUCGGGCACGGGGGCUGACGGAUAUAGCAUGGGCGACGACGAUGACGAGGGGCUUCCGCCGUUUGACGACUGGUAUCAAUCUAUCGCUAGUCGACAGGCGUAG